Messenger RNA from Lonchura striata (white-rumped munia), 4006 nucleotides. Its product is annotated as excitatory amino acid transporter 4. The record is from RefSeq and is a predicted model, not a curated record. Gene Ontology annotation, cellular component: plasma membrane. Gene Ontology annotation, molecular function: L-glutamate transmembrane transporter activity; neutral L-amino acid transmembrane transporter activity; glutamate:sodium symporter activity. Gene Ontology annotation, biological process: L-glutamate transmembrane transport. Lineage: Eukaryota; Metazoa; Chordata; Aves; Passeriformes; Estrildidae.
AUGCAACCUCCUGAUGACAGGUGCUUUCUGUGCUCUGGUCUGGUGCAAUCAUCAAAGAUUUUUUUCUGUCUCCUCCUACAUGCCACUCCCCCACCCCUUUCUGCCAUGUAUCCUGAGCAUAUACAGUCUUCCUUUUCUCUCUCAGGAGGUAUUGCUCAGAGCUCUCUGCUAACACUGUACUUUUCUAGGGAGAAAAUCCUUUUUCCUGCCUUUGAAAGAAUUAAAGAACGAAACAGCGCAGAAUAAUCCCCCAAGACAAAAACUACUUGCUUCCCUCUGUGCUUGGCAACCUGCACUGGUUCCAGUGUAGGCAACAUUGUGCCUGGAGGACUAAGCAGCUGUGCUGACCAUGAGUGAGCAGAGCCACGUCAACAGCCUGUUUCUCAACGAGGAUGCAGCCAAGCGGCUUCAUGCCGACAGCCGCGUGCAGCGGUUCCGGCAGGCUGUGCACAAGCGGGCGGCGCGGGCCAAGAAACGCAUGCAUAGCAUCACUGCUGAGAGCACUAAAAGCUUCUUCAGGAGAAAUGCCUUCGUCCUCUUCACCAUUGCUGCGGUCCUACUAGGGAUUAUCCUGGCCUUCUCACUCCGGCCCUACCAGCUGACCUAUCGCCAGAUCAAGUAUUUCUCCUUCCCUGGUGAGCUGCUGAUGCGUAUGCUCCAGAUGUUGGUUCUUCCUCUCAUUGUCUCUAGCUUGAUUACAGGAAUGGCCUCACUGGAUAGCAGAGUCUCUGGGAAGAUGGGGAUGCGGGCUAUCAUCUACUAUAUGGUGACCACAAUCAUAGCUGUCUUCAUCGGCAUCUUCAUGGUGAUCAUCAUACAUCCAGGAAAAGGAUCUAAGGACAACCUUCACAGAGAAGGCAGAAUUGAGCAGGUGCAGACCACUGAUGCCUUCAUGGACUUGGUGAGGAAUAUGUUCCCACCCAACCUGGUAGAAGCCUGCUUCAAACAGUACAAGACUCAGUACAGCACCAGGGUCUUCACCAGAACCAUCCUCCACAGCAGCAAUGCCACAGCAGGUGUGGCAACCACUCAGAUCCCUGUGCCUGAGAAUUUCACCAGCAUCAUGGAGAAUGUCACUCAUGCCCUGGGAACCAUCUCCGAGGUGCUGACCUUUGAAGAAGUCAUUCCCAUCCCAGGCUCAGCCAAUGGGGUGAACGCGCUGGGGCUGGUAGUGUUCUCCAUGUGCUUCGGUUUGAUGAUCGGCAGCAUGAAGCAGAAGGGACGGGCCCUGCGGGAGUUCUUUAACUGCCUCAACGAAGCCAUCAUGAGGCUGGUGGCCAUUAUCAUCUGGUAUGCUCCAGUUGGGAUAAUGUUUUUAAUUGCGGGCAAAAUCCUGGAGAUGGAUGACCUAGCAGUGAUGGGAGGCCAGCUGGGGAUGUACACGCUCACUGUCAUCGUUGGACUCCUUAUUCACGCCCUUUGCAUCCUGCCUCUGCUCUACUUCAUUGUCACUCACCGAAACCCCUGGGUAUUCAUUGCAGGGCUCCUGCAGGCUCUCAUCACAGCCCUGGGCACCUCCUCCAGCUCAGCGACUCUGCCCAUAACCUUCAGGUGCCUGGAAGAAAACAAUGGUGUGGACAGGCGCAUCACAAGGUUUGUGCUGCCUGUGGGAGCCACAAUUAACAUGGACGGCACUGCUUUGUACGAGGCCCUUGCAGCCAUCUUCAUUGCACAAGUCAACAACUAUGAACUUGACUUUGGGCAAAUCAUCACAAUAAGCAUCACUGCCACAGCAGCCAGCAUUGGAGCCGCAGGUAUUCCCCAGGCAGGACUGGUGACAAUGGUGAUAGUGCUGACAUCAGUGGGGCUGCCUACUGAAGACAUUACACUGAUCAUCGCUGUGGACUGGUUUCUGGACCGCCUUAGAACAACUACGAAUGUCCUGGGGGAUUCCCUGGGGGCUGGCAUUGUGGAGCAUCUCUCCCGGCAUGAGCUGGAUGCACAAGACUGCGAACUUGACUAAACAGAUCCCGUAUAUACCACAGACUACUUGUCCAACUUUUCAAGAAAACAUUGAAUUCUAAUCCUGAAGUGACUUCCUGUAUAAAAAGGGCAAACUGAAGGAUGAAUCAGAAGAUUGUUGGAUUGGAUUCUAGCUCAAAUGGGAAUUAAUUCUGGGAAGUCCUAUGGCUUGGGUUACACAGACUAUAUGGUCAUAAGGGUCCCUUCUGGCUUUAUAAUAUAUGCAUGUGCUUUCUGGCUUAGAGAUAUUGCAAAGGGUCUUUCCAACCCAAUAAUUUCUAAAGGCUACCUGAAAGGGUUCUAAUGAUACUUUAAUAAAAUUCAGCAGGAGUCUAACCUGUUUUCAGUUCUUGUUAGCAGACAUGUACACAUAUCACAAAAGGGACUCUCCAUAUCACAUUGCAUCCACAUGUUCACAGACGUUCCCACAAAGCGGUAUGCACCACGCCUUGCCAUAUGUGAUUUCCUGCUUUCCACACAAGAUUAACAGAGCACAAACAAGUAGAUGCCUCAUUUUCCAACAAUGCAAACCAGUAUUCCUUUGGGAAUUUCAGAAUUCACUUUAUAGCUUUUAGCUCUGGUGUUUACCCAUGUUGUUAACCAGAUUAUGAUUGAGAUUGUCUGUUUACAGUCCCCGAACAUCAAAAUAUUAUCAGAAAUUUGCAUAUACUUACAUAUAUAUCUAUACAUAUAUAUGAAAGAGGUGCAUGUGUGCAAUCAUAUGUGUUGUUGUGUGUUUUGCUUUGAAUCCAUGUUUGCCCCCUGUUUUCCUCCCUAAUCCCCUCCCUUUACCAGUUGCCAAUUUUCCCAAGCCCUUCCCUAACCUCCUCCCUUCCAAGUUGUCAAUCCUCCCUAUCCCUACCCCUCUUCUCCAGAGUUCUGUGUCUGUUUUGUUGCCCUCGGCACCCCGUUUGUUACUGUGUAUUUGCCCCACCUUAUACUUCUGUUCACCCCCGCCCCAGUCUUGUCUGGGGGCCCAGGAAUAAAUCCAUCUUGUCCCACCCCAAGCCCGGUGCCAUCGCUGUCUGUCCCUGCUGAUAACUGGGAUUGCAGAGCUCACAGGGAACAGUCGUGCCCCCGCCGCAGCCACCCUGCAAGGUGCGUGCUGCAGCACAUAUGUAUACAUAGAGUUAAAUGGAAAGCCAAUAUUACAGUCUCACUGUAAUGUGAAAAGCUGCAUAUUUCAUUUUGGUGCCCACCUUGAUUUACUCAUUUAACCCCGUACAUUAAAAAACACCCUAAGGUUGCUCUACUUCAUUCCAGAAAUUAGUCUUUCAAAGCCAGAUUUCCCAGAAAGGAGCUCAAUGCAUGCCAAUUUAGACUUGCACCUUCUGGUGAUGAAAUGAGAACUUCUUGAUGUAUAAAAAAACUCUGCACUGUGUCCUUGUCUGUACAUGUCCCAAAGACCCCCAUCCACACUGCAUCAGUCUUGGCAAAGGCCAAGCUUUCAGAGCUCAGUCAAGAAUACUAAAGUAUUUGUACUUCUUCCAAAUCCAGUGCUGACCUUGUACUAACUCAGCCUUGAAAACUGGAUAAUUGAAAAGUUUUUUAUAAUUUUAUCCACUGUCUUUUAAAAUUACCAGAUACUUGUGAGCUUAUGCAGUCUUUACUGAAGUCCUGCUGCUUCUACUUGCAGGAACUUUCCAAGUUUCUCCUAUUUGCAAACAAAUCUCUUCCUAAUGGUUGGAGAUGGAAUGAAACAGAGAGCUAUCAAUGCUAAAUACACAAGUAGCUCAUGAAUAAGGACAUACCUCUUCAAUACUAAUUUGAAGAUAGAAAGUCCAGGAAGAAUAUGGAUUUUCAGUUAGGCCGCAUGCCACUUUAUGUAUGUUGCACAUUGUUCCAGGAGUCAGAGCUGCCCAUGAAAACUGUCUUUCUGCUCUGCCCAAAGAAGAACUGGAAAUCAGUACUGUACAGUAUGUUCAUGGCAUUUGUGCAAUUUGACCCUGUUAAUUCCUGAGGGCUUUUUCUUCAUGCUGUUAUUUGCAGUCUUAAUACAGAUAGUUUCCAUAUUUGAAAAAUAAAGGGAAUUUUUUCCACAAUA